This is a messenger RNA of Pygocentrus nattereri (red-bellied piranha), 942 nucleotides long. RefSeq names its product leucine-rich repeat-containing protein 30. Gene Ontology annotation, molecular function: protein binding. The coding region runs from base 1 to 942 and encodes 313 amino acids. The transcript has a single exon. NCBI's taxonomy places the organism in Eukaryota, Metazoa, Chordata, Actinopteri, Characiformes, Serrasalmidae. The record is from RefSeq and is a predicted model, not a curated record.
AUGUUCCUUUUGAGGCAAAAGAUAUCGAAGCAGCAGUCUCGUAGAGAUGUCGCCCCAAAGGUUCUUGGACGAUGGCCGUCUAAAGAUUGCACGCCCGAUGAGGUAAAGCGGCAGCUGAGGCGUAAAAGCAGUCACGAUCAAAACUUGUCUUCGGCUGACCGGAUCCGCAAACACACCACUACUCACUUUGGCUUCAGCACACUCAGUCUGGCCAUGAGGGGCCUGGAUGAAGCUCCAACUGACCUGUGGGAACUCCGUGAGCUGGAGAAACUCAACCUGUCCUUGAACUUUCUGUGCGUGUUGCCGUCUGGUCUGGGAGCUCUGGAGAACCUUGUGGUGCUCAACCUUUGGGGGAAUGAGUUGGUCAGUCUUCCUCCUGAGAUUGGGCUUCUCCGGAAUCUGAGGGUACUGUUCGCCUACCGCAAUCGCCUCAGUGAGCUUCCUGAGGAACUGGGCUGCUGCUCCAAACUUGAAGUCCUCAGUCUGGCCAAUAACCUCCUGACCAGACUCCCGGAUAGCUUAGCAUUCAUGCGGAAGCUGAGCAAGCUCAACCUGAGCCACAACCACAUGGCACACAUCCCUGCCUGCGUCUAUGCCAUGAAGAACCUUGUUUUUCUCCACUUAGCCCACAAUGUUUUGGAGAACAUCGCUGAGCAGAUCCAGGACUUGGUCAACCUCAAGAUUCUGAUCUUAGAAGGGAACAGCAUCCACACGCUGCCCAGAAACUUGUGCUUUCUGACUGGACUGGAGCUCCUCAAUGUGGACUUCAAUGAUCUGCAGAGUGUCCCAUCUGAGAUGUACUUACUCAAGAAGCUGGAUAAGUUGGCCUGCCAUCCACUUGAUAAAGGCCUACAUAUAGUCCAUAACCCUCUCCUGAAACCCAUACAGGAGGUGCUGCAGGGAGGUCUGAAAGCUCUGUAUAACUACAUCAAACCAGCCUGA